UUUAUUUUAUUAUUUUUUCCAGGCGAAAAUGGCUGCCUCUCUCAUCUUAACCUCUACCUCUAGGAUUAGAUGAGCAUGAAAUAGACAGCAGAAAUAUCAGCUCCGCUUGUAGACAAAAGAAUGGACGUCCGGGCGUAGUUUGUGCAGCGCUUUUCCAAUCAUGAUGGGGCUGCCACAGAAAGAAAAUGUAUCCGAUUCCAAAUUAACCCUUUCUUGUCAACCAUCCACCAACAAAUGAGAAAAUGAUGCAUCAAGUGACCAGCAGCAGCAGUGACUAUUGCAUGAGUGGGCUGGCAGAGGACUGUCAUCCAGCCAGCCACUUUGAUUUAUGCAGCACUCAAUCCAACAAAUUCUACCCCUCUGCCACAGCCCAUGGUCUGCAGCUGUCCCUUGCAGGCCUAGCCCCUUUACCACAGGGCAUGCACAAGGCCAUGGCAUGUCAAAUGCAAGACAACCAGGCGGACUUCGAGAUCCAGACGGUGAGGAUCGGGGACGGCGAGGAUGCAGGACCAGAUGGCUCUAAGAAGAAGAAGGGCAUGGUGAAAUCAGGGCGGAGAGGGAGGCCAUCAGGAACCACAAAGUCAGCUGGUUACCGCACAAGUACUGGACGGCCACUUGGGACAACUAGAGCGGCCGGGUUUAAAACCAGCCCUGGGAGACCCCUUGGUACAACCAAAGCAGCAGGAUACAAGGUCAGCCCCGGCAGGCCCCCCGGCAGCAUCAAAAGUCUAGCUCGGCUCAAGAAGCUUGAGUUUGACUGUGACAGCGCCAAGAAACUUGACUUUAGCAACUGCAGUGUCCCCAAGAAACUGGACUUCACUAGUUGUGAUGUUCCGUCUUUUCCAUACAACAUGAUGGAGAAAAGACCCCUCUGUGAGCCCAGUGGUAAAGUAGAUGAAGCCAGUGAAUAGCUGGGAAACAUUUGGGUGCAUGGGCAGGGAAAGGAAAAGUUUCUCUGAAACACCUGGAAAAGAACUUUGAGUCUCUAAAGAUGGCUCUGAUUGAAUUUCCAAUGUACAUUGUUUGACAUUGUCCUCACCCUAUAAUAACUGAAAUGCAUGCAUAUAAAUGAAUUACACCGAUCACUAUCUGCAACAAAUGUAUUUAGCUGUUUCAAACCUCAGAGAGUUUCCCCUCUUACAUUUCUUCCUUUUAGUUUUGACAUGUUCUCACACUACACUUUGAUAUUUAUGUGGUCGGUUUCUUGUGACAUUUUCUACAUCAUUGAAAGUUACAUUUUAGUACAAGCAGCAAACCAAUUCAGCUUUUUUUUCUGGAACAUAAUGACUUUGUGGAUAUGUAAUUGUCCUAUCUGUGUUGUCCAGUCCACUAUGUGUUUUACUUUGUGAUGUUAUCCCACGUCUUGCCCAAAAUAGGAAGACUGUGAUACAUGUUAAAUUGAGCUGGUAAAAAUCAAUGCAUUAUAUAAAGAAAUUGUUCUUUUGCACUUUGUGAGUACAGUUUUUAUUAUGUUUUCUAACGAUAGCUGUGUUUUCUUCCCAAACUCACUUGAUAACAUUUCCAAGUGUACAUGUAUGUUGCUAUGAUGUUCAUCUGAAAAAAAAAAAAAUGACUUGAAAAACAGAAAAAAGUUUUGUGAAAUAUUUAACAAAUGCUUAUGUGCUGUAUGUGAAACCAAAAUAAAAGUCUUUUCCACUUAA
This is a messenger RNA of Labrus bergylta (ballan wrasse), 1661 nucleotides long. RefSeq lists its product as uncharacterized. Lineage: Eukaryota; Metazoa; Chordata; Actinopteri; Labriformes; Labridae. The record is from RefSeq and is a predicted model, not a curated record.